AUGGGAAGCCUUUUAAUAAAAGGACCAACAGUAACUAUAACUACCUAUCGAACACAAGACGGUUCUCCGCCAGAGCCUCAGAACGAAGUGGCUGGUGGGCUGGACACUGCCCAAGAUGGGGACUCGAAAGAGCUGGACCAGUCGCCCAACGCGAAAGAUGCUAUUACCAACACCGGAGAUGAAAAAGAUGGUGGUGGUGGUAAGGACGACGGCACCGGUGCUCUUGAGGAGAAGCUCUUAGCAGCUGCACGAGACGGGAACGAAGAGGUAGUGCGGGAUCUUCUUCAAAAGGAAGAAGAAAUCAAAAUCAACGCCACAGACGUGGACGGCAGAUCGGCGCUUCAUCUCGCGGCCAAAAGUGGCCAUCAGAAGGUGGUCCAGGAGUUGUUGAAAACAAGCAAUAGAAUAGGAAUUAUCCAUCAAUUGUGGAAUUUGAAAGACAAUUAUGGGGAAACAGCCCUUCAUCUCGCGUCAAGUUAUGAUUGGAAGGAGGUGGUCCAGGAGCUAUUGAACGCAAGUUAUGGAACAGAAAUUAUCAAUGAUUUACUGAUUUCAAAAACCAAGAGCGGGAGAACAGCGCUUCAUCUCGCGUCAGCAGGCGGUUAUAAGGAGGUGGUCCAGGAGCUGCUAAAUGCCAGCGAUAGAACAGGAACAACCAAGGAUCUCUUGAUUUCAAAAGAAAAUGAAGGGAGUACCGCGCUUCAUCUGGCAUCGUGGCGUGGUCAUGAAGAGGCGAUCAAGGAGCUACUGAACACAAACUACGGACUUCGCAGCGAGUACCUCAAUCUUAAAGACGAAGACGGGAGGACUGCUCUUCACAUUGCUUGCAAGGGCCGUGAUGAAAGUGUGAAAGUCCUGCUUGACAGAAAGGCGGAGAUUAGUCUUCAAACUGCGAACGGAAAGACUCCACUUAUGGAAGCUAUCUGGCACUCGCAUGAAUCUAUCGUCGAACUGUUGGUUGAGAAUGGCGCCGACAUCAAAACUCACUCCAACAAUUAUUCCAUAUUGACAGCGGCAUACUAUGGUCCAAAAACCGACAAGAUCGUCCAGUAUUUGUUGGAUAAAGAUCUAGAUGUAAAUGAGAAAGAUCCAGAUGGAUGGGCACCCAUACAUACCGCCCUCUGGGUAAAGUCGGAUGCAAGUUUGGCGGUGGUAAAGCUGCUAAUCAGCCGGGGUGCAAAUCUUGAAGCUCAAAACUCUUGGAAGAAGACGCCCUUGCAUUUAGCACUUGAAGAACGGAAUCAAGAGACCAUAAGACUGAUUCUUGAGAACAGUCAAAACGUGGAUAUUGCAGACGAAGAAGGAUUGACCCCAUUGAUUGCAUGUCGGGGCUGA
Talaromyces marneffei is the source of this 1335-nucleotide messenger RNA. RefSeq lists its product as uncharacterized. The record is from RefSeq and is a predicted model, not a curated record. NCBI's taxonomy places the organism in Eukaryota, Fungi, Ascomycota, Eurotiomycetes, Eurotiales, Trichocomaceae. The transcript has 2 exons. The coding region runs from base 1 to 1335 and encodes 444 amino acids. Gene Ontology annotation, molecular function: protein binding.